CAGUAAUGCACCUUUUCGCUGGUUUGCCAAAACGCUAGAAGAAGAAGAAAAAGAAGACUUUUAUUUUGGUUUGACGCCGUGACGUCAUAAGUCUGCUCCCCGCGUCUGUGAUUCGGCUGAGGAGAGUGCUCGAGGAGCUGAUGGACUGUCCAAACACACAGAACCAUGGCAUUUAUUAAAGAGGAGACUGUAGACAUAAGGAUUGAAGAAGUCUUCUGUCUCAAACAAGAGGAUUUCGAGGAACUAACAGACCUGACAGCAAUUAAAGAGGAGAAUGAAGUGCUGAAUGAAAUGGAAGAGAAAGAUCAGCAUGAAAACCAUGAAUUCACAACUGAAGAAAAAUCUUUCAAUUGCUCACAGAUUAAGAAGACUUCCUCCAGAAAAAGAGUUAAAAAAGCGAUAGGAGCUAGAAGUUGUUUUACCUGCUUUCAGUGUGGAAAGCUUUUCACUCAAAAAGGAAGCCUUAACAGGCACAUGAGAAUUCACACUGGAGAGAAACUCUACACUCAGUGUGGAAAAAGUUUUGAUCAACAUAGAAAUUUUGAAGUCCACAUGAAAGUUCAUACAGGAGAAAGGCCUUUUACCUGCCAACAGUGUGGAAAACAAUUCAACCAAAAAGUAAACCUUGAAUCCCACAUGAGAGUACACACUGGAGAAAGGCCUUUCACUUGCCAGCAGUGUGGAAAACGUUUCACUCAAAAAGGAAGCCUUAACAGGCACAUGAGAAUACACACCGGAGAAAAGCCUUACUCGUGCCCUCAGUGUGGAGUAAGUUUCACACAAAAAGCGGUUCUCAAUAGGCACAUAAGAAAUCAUACUAGGGAAAAGCCUUACACAUGCCUUCAGUGCGGAAAGUGUUUUGAUCAAAAUGAAAGCUUGAAGCACACAUGAGAUGUCACACUGGAGAAAGACCUUUCACCUGCCAACAGUGUGGAAAACACCUUCAAUCAAAAAACAAACCUUACCAGGCAAUAUGAGAAUUCACACUGGAGAGAAGCCUUACACAUGCCUUCAGUGUGGAAGGAGCUUUCAUCAACAUGUAAACCUUAAAGUACACAUGAGAAUUCACAAUCGUGAAAAACUUUAUUCAUGCCUGCAGUGCGGAAACAGUUUUGCUCAAGAGGGAAACCUUAA
This is a messenger RNA of Cyprinus carpio (common carp), 1134 nucleotides long. Its product is annotated as gastrula zinc finger protein XlCGF49.1-like. The transcript has 3 exons. NCBI's taxonomy places the organism in Eukaryota, Metazoa, Chordata, Actinopteri, Cypriniformes, Cyprinidae. Gene Ontology annotation, cellular component: transcription regulator complex; PcG protein complex. Gene Ontology annotation, molecular function: RNA polymerase II cis-regulatory region sequence-specific DNA binding; DNA-binding transcription factor activity, RNA polymerase II-specific. The record is from RefSeq and is a predicted model, not a curated record. The coding region runs from base 166 to 891 and encodes 241 amino acids. Gene Ontology annotation, biological process: regulation of transcription by RNA polymerase II.